This is a messenger RNA of Hemiscyllium ocellatum (epaulette shark), 2195 nucleotides long. It is a transcript of the gene gtf2h5, whose product is annotated as general transcription factor IIH, polypeptide 5. The coding region runs from base 122 to 337 and encodes 71 amino acids. Lineage: Eukaryota; Metazoa; Chordata; Chondrichthyes; Orectolobiformes; Hemiscylliidae. Gene Ontology annotation, biological process: nucleotide-excision repair, preincision complex assembly; transcription initiation at RNA polymerase II promoter; nucleotide-excision repair. The record is from RefSeq and is a predicted model, not a curated record. Gene Ontology annotation, cellular component: transcription factor TFIIH core complex; transcription factor TFIIH holo complex. The transcript is spliced from 3 exons.
UGUUAUCCCAGAUUGCUUAGCGCAGCGAGAGAGAAAAUGGUUGUUUCCGCAGCUCUGAAGGAUUAACUUUCUGUGCAGUCUAGUUCGUAUGCAAUUUGAUGAUAACAGUGGCUCUUGAAAAAUGGUUAAUGUCUUAAAAGGAGUUCUUAUUGAAUGUGACCCAGCCAUGAAACAAUUCUUGCUGUACUUGGAUGAUACAAAUGCUUUGGGGAAAAAAUUUGUAAUUCAAGACCUGGAUGAAAUUCAUCUAUUUGUCCUGGCUGAAGUGGUCCAUAUCUUACAAGAAAAAGUUGGAGACUUAAUGGAUCAAAACUCAUUUCCAUUAAUGCAGAAGUAAAUUGGUCAGGAGUUAUUGAAAUGGCUCAGACUCCUUUUUUCUUUUGUAACAGCUGGUUAUCAGUUAAUCCUAAUGUUAAAAUAGGAGUGUAACAGAGCAAAAUGCUAUACAAAGAUUUUCGGCUAAAAAUUGUUUUGGUAUUUGAAAGCAUUUUUAUGAACUGGAUAGUUUUUACUGGACCUAAAGGUUGAUCUACGAUUAAUGUGCAUUUUACUCCAGGGGAGUCCAGAGAUGCUCUCACAUGUAAUGGAAAGUGGAAUGCCCAUUUGGGGACACUAUGUUGCUACUUCAACAUAUUAUGCAUGACUUUGCUAAAGACUUGUGCUCAUUAAGCUAUUAUUAUUCCCAUAUUAUUCAAACAAAUCUCCAAAAUAUUCAUUUAUCUCUGCAUCCCACCACCACUGCAUACUUUCAAUGAAUGAACAUAAAUGACACUCAUCCUUUUCCUUGUUUACCUUGGUUGAGGCCACCUCUUGUUGAUGAUCUCAAAUACACAUUAAUUUGCAAUUUGCAAAACAUCCUUAGCCCAUGUUUGAAGGUAUUUGGGUCCCUUGCAUUGCAAUUAAUUCUCAUUUUCAUAACAGUACCUUUUAUGUUAAGUUAUUUUAGUAUUAUAAACAGAUUGGAACCCAGGUAAGUACCUCUCACUUCAAGAGCUAUUGCCUCAACUUUCUCUACAUUUAUUGCUAGCUCACUUUUAGAUUAUCUAUCUUCAUUUAUUGAACGUUCCAUUAGUCCUAUUUUUAUGAGAAGUGGCUCUAAGUAAAUUGAUAAAAUGAACAGUACUAAGGAUAGAUUAUAAUUGCAGGAACACAUAUUUUUCUUAAUCUGUAUUGUAGAGUGCAUUGACUUUUGUAAAGUCAUAAAUGUUAAAGCUGUGCAAACUUCUCACAGCAAAAUCCAAGAAAAUCCUCCAAGGCAAUUCAUAUGUAUUAAAGAACAUAUUUGGACCCUAACCAAGCAGCUAUUGAACUUAGCUUUCGCUUCAUGAGUUUUACUUUAAAUUGUUGCACAUAAGUUGACCAGAUAUAUACAAUUCCUUUGUACCAAAAUACAUAUUUCAACCUAUACUUGUAAAUCAACCUUCCACUUCUGAUAAAUUUCAGUCUGCCUGGAUUGUACCAUUUUGAAAAGCAUUUUUAAAAAAUAAUUCAGUCUCAUACAAUUGGGAAACCUUAUUGAAUGCUAAUGAUAAGACUAAAGAUUUACAACUUUAAACAAAAGAAUCACAUUGAAACAAUGAGAAUUUACAACAAAAUGUAUGUGAAACUUCUAGAAUUUCAAUGAAUUUUACAGUAAAAAGAGAAAUGAAUUGAUCUGUUGUGCCAAUACAUCAUGGUAUUAAUAUUUUGCUUGCCAUUUUAUAUGAAGUGUGAAAUUGUGUAGUGGACUACGCUCUAGAUGGCACAUGUACAUUGCUGUAACCCACGGUUGUUUUGUGAGAACCUUGUUAUUCAUUGAAGUUUGAGGCAAGGUCGAUGCAAAAACCACUUGUAGUCAACUGAAGUUUGGUAUCUAAAGAAUGAGUCAUUUAGUGAAUGAAAUGUUUUUGUUUUUGUUUUUGAUAUGACUAAUUUGUGUUUAGGAACAUAUAUUUUUCUGAAAGAUCAAUGCAUAAUAUAAGUUGAUGGCCCCUAUGUAUGGUCUUCAUCGGUAAAUUAGAAUGCAAAGGGAAGGAAAGCCUGAAUUCUGCCAUCAAAUUUAAUGUUUGGUACAUUUGAUUUUUUUUUUCGUUAGGUGUUAUAUUAUGAGCAGAAAGUGAUUUGUUUUGAAAACAGAUGUUAAUUUGGAAAGUCAAGAUUUAUUGUAGAACAAACUGGAUUUAUUAAAAUAAAAAUCUUCCAUUUUACUCAAAAAA